Messenger RNA from Scleropages formosus (Asian bonytongue), 1778 nucleotides. RefSeq names its product ectonucleotide pyrophosphatase/phosphodiesterase 6 (gene enpp6). Gene Ontology annotation, molecular function: glycerophosphodiester phosphodiesterase activity. Gene Ontology annotation, biological process: choline metabolic process; lipid metabolic process. Gene Ontology annotation, cellular component: plasma membrane. The transcript is spliced from 8 exons. The record is from RefSeq and is a predicted model, not a curated record. Lineage: Eukaryota; Metazoa; Chordata; Actinopteri; Osteoglossiformes; Osteoglossidae. The coding region runs from base 141 to 1457 and encodes 438 amino acids.
UUGAGCGAACGGAGUGCCGACGGAGCUGGAGUGGCAGCCCGCCAGCCCCGCCCCCCCGGUCAUUGGCCCCGCCCCCAGCCAUUGGCCCCGCCCCCAGUGCUGGUCACGCCGCUCGGCCGCUCGCCGCAGCACUGGGCACCAUGGCCAGGGGACGAGCGGUAUCGUACGGCUCCCUGCUUCUGUGCGCCCUGCUGGCCGUCGGCGCGGCCCGGCCAAAGCUGCUGGUUCUGCUGCUCGACGGGUUCCGCUACGACUACGCGGACGCGCUGGAGCAGCUGGCCGGCUUUCGGGAGCUCGCGGAGGGCGGGGUGAAGGCGGACUACCUGACGCCCAACUUCCCGAGCCUGUCGUUCCCCAAUUACUACUCCUUGAUGACGGGCCGGUACUGUGAAGUGCACCAGAUGACGGGCAAUUACAUGUGGGACCAAGCCUCGACAAAGGAGUUCCUUAUCGGCACCAAUCCUGAUAGCCACCUGCCCAUGUGGUGGGAGGGCUCUGAGCCCCUCUGGGUCACCGUGCAGAAGCUGAAAAAACACGUCUUCAUGUAUUAUUGGCCUGGUUGUGAGGUGCCAAUUCUGGGGGUGAAGCCAACGUUCUGCGAGGAAUAUGUCGGCAGCCCGUCAGAAAAAAACUUCACCGAUGCAAUUGAGAAUGCUCUCACUGCUUUACGGGACAACGCUGAUAUGGCUGCAGUGUACUAUGAGAAGGUUGAUGUGGAGGGGCACCAUUAUGGACCACUGUCCCCACAGGUACAGGCAGCAGUUCGCUUUGUGGAUUCUGCCCUUCAGAUGCUAAACAGGAAGAUCAAGGAGAAAAACAUGCAAGACAAUUUGAACGUGAUUAUUUUCUCUGAUCACGGCAUGACCGAGAUACAGUGGAUGGAGAAAGUCAUUGAGCUCAAAUCGUACAUCAACAUGUCUGAUAUUAUAAAAAUGAUGGACCGGGGACCCGUUGUUAGUCUGUGGCCAAAUCCAGCCAAAUCUGAAGCAGUUUACAGAAGUCUGAAGACUGUGGGGAAUAUGAAGGUGUAUAAGAAGCAAGAAAUUCCAGAUCGAUUUCGUUAUAAGGGUGGGAGGUUUGUUUCAACUUUGACCCUUGUGGCUGAUCCUGGCUGGUUUAUCACUGAGAGCAUCGAGAAGCUGCCUUACUGGCAGAACGGCACUGGAGGGACCCAGGGCUGGCAGCAUGGCUGGCACGGGUACGACAACGAAUUUGUGGACAUGAGGGGCUUCUUUCUGGCUUGGGGACCAGAUUUCAAGAGGAGUCUGCGAGCAGCUCCAAUUCAGACAGUGGAUGUUUACAAUGUCAUGUGCAAAGUGCUUGGAAUCGAGGGUCUUCCGAACAAUGGAUCUUGGUCUCGGGUAGAGUUCAUUUUAAGCGGAACGUCUAGCUGGACCCGACCCAGUCUUCUCAGCAGCAGUGCCCUUGUCCUCCUGGCACUGGCUCUAUCCCUCUAGGUGAGGAAACCAUAACCUGAUUAUUCUAAACUGUUUUUUACACAGUGAUUUUCAUAAGAUUUAAAUUUAUAGUUUCACAUGCAAUAUCCAGUUUUGUACCUUUGCGUAGUUGCCAGUGUCCAGCGGCACUGUUCUUGACUUAUCUAUUGCUAGAAGGGAAAUAUUUAAAGUCAAUAUGAAUAUUUUGAAAAAUUAAGUUAACUUUUUCCCGUGGCAAAGCUGUGAUGCUGACUUUUAACUGCAUCACAAGUGUUCUAUUAAAAUUCUCUACCUUUUCCAAAAGUAUAUCGGUUGUGUUUGUUCUGUCUGUAUUUUGUUUAC